UGGAGCUCUGUGGCGAAUAUUUUUUUCACCAAAUCCGAAAGCUCCAAUUCCCAAAUAAAAAUCGACUUCUGCGAAAGGGACCACGGUGAUGGCUACCCAUUUGACGGUCCGGGUUCUGUAACAUCCCAUUCCUUUUUUCCCAGAAAUGGCAGAAUGCAUUUCGACAAUGACGAGAACUGGUCCAAGGGGAAUGGUAUAAACCUGCGCCAACUGGCAACUCACGAGAUAGGGCACAUCUUGGGCCUCCAGCAUAACCCUGACCCUUUAGCCGUCAUGCACCCAUACUUUACCUACAGAAGUUGUUUCAAACUUCAGCAAGAUGAUAAGAAUGGUGUCAUUGCAUUAUACGGUCGG
Molecule: messenger RNA, 354 nt
Organism: Helobdella robusta
Lineage: Eukaryota; Metazoa; Annelida; Clitellata; Rhynchobdellida; Glossiphoniidae
Exons: 2
Biological process (GO): collagen catabolic process; proteolysis; extracellular matrix organization
Cellular component (GO): extracellular matrix
Molecular function (GO): zinc ion binding; metalloendopeptidase activity
Source: RefSeq, a predicted model, not a curated record